AUGCCCAUCUGUAUGGAGGAGAUAAAUGGAACGAGAGUGAACGUCAGUGAUCAGUUUUGUCUUAAAACAUCAGCCAAACCUUCUCACAUCCAUGACUGUAAUACUCAACUAUGUCCAGGAGCAAUAUGGUUGAUCGGUAGCUGGAGUCAGUGUUCGGUGACGUGCGAAAACGGGAUCAAGGAGCGCUUGGUUGAGUGUAUCGAAGGAUCGACUGGAGAGGUGUUAGCAGCCAGUGAGUGUGUCGUAACAGAAGGAUACACACCUAUGAAUAAUACCAUGCCAUGCUCUCAACCAGUUUGCCCAACGGGUAACCCUACAUUGUCAGCUGAAGAAGAAGCAACCAUCUUGACCACGUAUAAUGACUCCAUAACACAUUCAUCUCAUGGGGGCCUUCCACCAGUUCUCUCUAUUCCAUUACUUAGUUUUAUACUCGUUGUUUCAGUAGAGUGUUGCAUAAUUACUAUAUGA
Strongylocentrotus purpuratus (purple sea urchin) is the source of this 468-nucleotide messenger RNA. Its product is annotated as protein madd-4-like. NCBI's taxonomy places the organism in Eukaryota, Metazoa, Echinodermata, Echinoidea, Camarodonta, Strongylocentrotidae. The transcript has 4 exons. Bases 1 to 468 code for a protein of 155 amino acids. The record is from RefSeq and is a predicted model, not a curated record.